Ogataea parapolymorpha DL-1 is the source of this 1383-nucleotide messenger RNA. Its product is annotated as Catalytic subunit of Nem1p-Spo7p phosphatase holoenzyme. Gene Ontology annotation, molecular function: protein serine/threonine phosphatase activity. The coding region runs from base 1 to 1383 and encodes 460 amino acids. The transcript has a single exon. The record is from RefSeq and is a predicted model, not a curated record. NCBI's taxonomy places the organism in Eukaryota, Fungi, Ascomycota, Pichiomycetes, Pichiales, Pichiaceae.
AUGAACUCUAUCCAAUUUCUGGCGAACACCGUGGAUAAGGCGUUCAACCCCGCGUUCCCGCCGGAUCAGAAGUCUCCAUCAGACAUUGACGAUUCGGAUAUUGUCACAAGACAGCUCGAUCCUCCAGUACAAUUCCAGAAGGAACAGCAACUUGUGUUCGAUGAGGAGGAGGAUAGCGACGAUCCAUCGUCUUUUAGCACUCUUUUAAGCAUCUUGUUUUUCAUCCCAAAGCAUAUCAUCGUCAAUCCGGUCCUUCUGGUGCUUUAUAUCGUCACGUACCCUGUGAGGGCACUGAUAAAUGUGUUUAGCAAGAAAGAAGCAAUCCAACAAACGAUGCCCGUUUCACAAGCCCCUGACACUAGCGCAGAUCAGGUACAUAUCCUCCAGCCUCAGCGGUCUCGUGAAGACCCUGCAACUCAAAUCACCACGAUAAUGGAGGAAGACAUAGAGUUUGAGCUGGAUAAGAGCGAGGAUCCGAUCAAAUCACCAACGGGCCCGGUAGCCUCUACCAGCGCAAUUCGACAGCCGCCACAGCAGCUACAUAAUACAGAACGCAGGAAGAACACACGCCAUAACAAUCUCAUGACGCCUCGGAAAAAGAAGUUUAUCUUCCCCAAACUGCUGUUCAACUUCAACAUUAAUCAUCCUCCAAACCUGCCACAAAAAACGCUUGUUCUUGAUCUAGACGAAACCCUCAUACAUUCUCUUUCGAGACACAAUUCAUCGAUUCUCAACAAAAAUAAAGGAACCACCAUUGAGAUCCGAAUCAAUAGUCAAUUGGCUACGCUAUAUCACAUAUAUAAACGACCUUAUGUGGACGAGUUCUUGUCGAUCGUCCGCAACUGGUUCAACCUCGUGUGCUUCACUGCCUCCAUCAAGGAGUACGCCGAUCCGGUGAUCAACUAUCUAGAACAAGAGGUCAUGCUUAAAGACAAAGGAGACAUUUCGCAGAAAAAGCUGUUCAGCCAACGAUUUUACCGAAACAGCUGUAUUUUCACCGAAGGCAAAGGUUAUGUGAAGGACCUCGGGGUUCUGACCGGUCACCAAAGAGAGAGACCAUCCACACCAACCACCUCGCCGCACCCACCAGGAACAAACAAUUCCAACGAGACCGUCAAUUCUGUUAGAGACCGCUCUGCAAGCAGAACGAGAGGAUCUUCCGUGGGGAGACCAGUAACAGACCUCAGCAGGGUCAUCAUCAUAGACAACUCGCCAAUCAGUUACAGCUUUCACAAGAAAAACGGAAUCAUGAUCGAGGGUUGGAUCAACGAUCCUGAUGACUCCGAACUAAUGAAUUUGUUGCCUCUGUUGAACAGCCUCAGAUUCACAAGCGAUGUCAGAAACAUUCUCGGACUCAAGCUGGGCCAAGACGUUUUUGAGUAA